Cotesia glomerata is the source of this 1455-nucleotide messenger RNA. RefSeq lists its product as uncharacterized. Gene Ontology annotation, biological process: sensory perception of taste. Bases 269 to 1441 code for a protein of 390 amino acids. Gene Ontology annotation, cellular component: neuronal cell body; dendrite; axon. The record is from RefSeq and is a predicted model, not a curated record. Lineage: Eukaryota; Metazoa; Arthropoda; Insecta; Hymenoptera; Braconidae. The transcript is spliced from 4 exons.
UCGACUAAUUUUAACUGAACAUGGCCUGAAGUUAGAAAUGAAAAAAUUUUUCUUCAUGCAUGCAAUUUUUAAAUUACAUGACACGAACAUCAAUAUAGAAGCGAUACCAUAGAUAAAUUAUCUAUACAAUGUCACGGAAUUAUACAAGCUGGAUGUAAAACCUAAUAUUCCUGCGCCGUUGAUUAGUAACGACCGUGACAUACGAAGCAAUCACUAGUCCAGUGAAUGUGAUAGAACAAAAAACGGGUGAAUUACACAGAAAUUAAAAAUGAAUUGUCGUAAAAUAAAGUCAUUGUGUUAUCGGCUUUUUGUCAUUAGUCAGUACUUAUUCUUCAAGUUAAUCGGAUUGUCACCUUGGUCUAUCGAAGCUUCGGAAAUAAUUACCAGAAACCGAAGAAUUGAAAGUCAUAAUUUUAAAUACACUUUUUCAUAUGUUGGAAUAUGUUAUAACUCUAUAUACAUAUUUAUUACAGUAUCAUAUAACAUUUACGUUGUUUUGUAUUUACAACUAACAUUUUACCGCAAACAGAUACAGACUUUCGAAACUUUGUUUUUAUUAUCUUCAGUGCCAUGUAUUGUUUUUAUUGUGCUAAAUUAUAGUAUCCGACAAAAAGUACCAAUAAAUCUAAUCAACAAUCGAUUGAAAAGUGUUGAUAAAAAUUUAAAUAGUUGUGCAGAUUAUAAAAGUGAAAAUGAUUACACUAUCGAUUGGAUAUUUUCAAUAAAUUUUGUUUGUACUUGUAACGUAGUAAUACUCAUUUAUUUGGUCAAUAAAUCCGAAAUAAUAAUCUUUAUGAUGUUAUUGCCGAAUAUUUUGACAAAGUGGCCCUUGAUUCAUUACACUAUUUUUAUAAAUUUAAUCCGAAGACGAUUUGAGGCGAUCAAUUCGACGCUUUUGAAAUUGGGCACUACCGAGAGUAAAAUAUCGGAUUCCCGUGAGUUAAUUCUGGAAGAUCUUACAAGCUUAAAACGCGCGUACGCGGAAAUUUGCAAAGGAUGUGAUGAAAUAGUGAAUUUUUACGGAAUUUCUAUUUUGAUUGUUUCUUCUGUCAUGUCCAUCCGGCUGGUGCGCAUUUUAUACUAUACAAUCGUAAAAACGAUUUAUUUACCGAUAGUUGAUGUUACAUUAUUCAUAGUUGGACUGAGUUUGUGGGAAUAUAUUUAUAUCUUUAUAAUAUUGACAACAGCAGUAACUAAAGUGAUUGAACAGAAUAAAAAAACUUCAAGGAUUUUAAACUUGCUCAGGGAUCGAUUCGAUAUGGAUGAAGAAAUAUUUAAAAAAGUGUUGAAGUUUUCUUCCCACCUUCCGUUUCUGACCGUCGACUUCACCUGUUGGGGAAUUAUCCCAUUAGAUCGCACUCUUUUGACUAUGAUUUCUAGUACUAUUGCAACAUAUCUGGUUAUUUCCAUUCAAUUCUACAACACCUUAUCUGCCAAUUAAUUUGUAAAUAAUUA